CAGGGCGCUGUUGCUGCCGACGGCUCGACGCUGACUGGCAGAAGAAGACUUCAACGGAGAAAAAGAGGAAUAAAAUGACAGGGCGCGCAAAAAGAAAACACAAAGCCGUUCAGGAAAAAGGCACAAAUAAUGGAGAGGUGAAGAAAGCUCGAAGUGAAGAAUCCAAUGAUGUGCCGCCAUCAGGAGUGAAAUCGGAGCAACGUGAUGAGCUGAUGCAGUUGUACAGUUUUCAAAUGCCAGAAGAUCUGUACCACUUCUGGGAAUUCUGCAGCGAGCUUUGCGCUGACAACCCCUGUGGUGCUCUGAAAGACUCGCUGGGAUUGCAGCUAGUUGGACCAUUUGAUAUUUUGGCAGGAGCUCACAAAAACUCCAAGAAUUCCCAGCCGAACUUCCACCUUCACUGGCGAUAUUUUUAUGACCCACCAGAGUUUCAGACCAUACUCGCAGGGAGUGAGGACAGCCAGCAUCACAUUGGUUACUACAGAGAUACUCCAGACUCCCUCCCUUCGUUUGUUGGGGAAAAUGAAGCCAAGAAGGGCUGUACUAUAACACAGAUGGGGGACAACGUGUUUGCUGCAGUCCACCUGUAUCUGCUGAGGAAGAGGAAAGAGAGGGGCAGUAAGAAAACUGGGGAUGAGGCGUUGGAAACCUUGGAGGCAAAGCUGAGAGACAAAGCACAGACUCUGGGCUUUUCUCUGGAGCAGAAGACCAAAGACAUGAAGCAGAGAGACAAGAAGGUCGUAACAAAGACAUUCCACGGCGCGGGCAUUGUUGUACCUGUAGACAAGAAUGAUGUUGGAUACAGGGAACUUCCAGAAACAGAUGCUGGUCUCAAGAAAAUUUGUAAAGCCAUUGUCGAAGCACGGACUGAUGAAGAACGCGUCAAAGCUUUUGGACCAAUCCAGGAAAUGAUAACAUUUGUUCAGUUUGCUAAUGAUGAGUGCGAUUAUGGCAUGGGUUAUGAACUGGGAAUAGACCUCUUCUGUUAUGGAUCUCAUUACUUCCACAAGGUUAUCAAGCAACUUUUGCCCAUGGCUUACAACUUACUGAAAAGGAACUUGUUCGGGGAAAUUUUGGAGACCCAUCUGUCAAGUCGUAUCCAUGACAACAUAGACCAACUCUCUCCACAUUAAAACAAAACAAAAAAUAUUCAGAAGUACAUUUCUAUUCUGGCUCUUUAUAAGCUUUCCCACCAUGUGUUCUUGUCUUCUGUUGUUUGUCAUUGCUGAUAUUUUUGGUGGAUUUGUGCUGCUGUCACUAACUGGAAACAGUUCAGUGAUGUCUUGUUUGUAAAAGGUAGCUGUUCAAUAAAGCUUUUUUUUAAAUAUA
Molecule: messenger RNA, 1329 nt
Organism: Neolamprologus brichardi
Lineage: Eukaryota; Metazoa; Chordata; Actinopteri; Cichliformes; Cichlidae
Gene: hpf1
Product: histone PARylation factor 1
Biological process (GO): regulation of protein ADP-ribosylation; DNA damage response
Cellular component (GO): nucleus
Molecular function (GO): histone binding; poly-ADP-D-ribose binding
Source: RefSeq, a predicted model, not a curated record